UCACCUUUCUAAGCAUAACCUCACCUCAUCUGACGUUUUCGUGGUCAUUCACACUGGCUGUUAGUUUAGUAAAGAUAAUCCCUUUAAGAUAUAAUAUAAACGUGAGCUGCUAACUGAAAAACAAUGGGAAUCAUCGAUGUCAAGGCCCAAGAUCAAUAUGACCAGCUCAUCAAGUCCGAUAAGCCAUCGGUUGUGCUAUUCUCAGUGGAUUGGUCAGAAGAAUGCAAGCAUCUAGCUGAGGUGAUGACGGAACUGUCUAAUCAAGAUGACUUGAAAACUGUUCAGUUCAUCAAGAUUGGUGCAGAGGAUUUUCCAGAAAUUUCAAUGAAACAUGAGAUUGCUGCAGCGCCUACAACCAUUUUCUUCAAACAAGGUUCAGCCGUUGAUCGGGUCGAUGGAGUUGAUAUCCCAGACUUCACAUCAAAGUGCAAGAAGUUGGCUGGAGCGAGCGCAGGAGGCAGUCUUGAGGACAGGCUGAAAGCGUUGAUCAACAAAGGGAAAGUGAUGGUGUUUAUGAAAGGCGAACCCAGUGCACCGCGUUGUGGUUUCUCCAAACAAUUGGUCGCCAUUCUAAACGAGACUGGCGUCGAAUACAAAACCUUCGACAUUCUAACCGAUGAGGACGUGCGACAGGGUCUAAAAACGUACUCAGAUUGGCCAACGUACCCCCAAGUCUACGUAAAUGGCGAACUAAUCGGAGGACUAGAUAUAAUCAAGGAACUUCUCGCUUCCGGCGAACUGGUACCCACUCUCAAGGGCUAGAUAAGCUCAUAGUGUUCGAUUUUAAGUGUAGAUAAAUCAUGGAAGCUGCAACUGCUUGUCGACGACAGUGAAUUCCGUUAUUAUUUAAAUGAAAACAAAAUAAACAAAUUUUCAUUAA
Molecule: messenger RNA, 880 nt
Organism: Hermetia illucens (black soldier fly)
Lineage: Eukaryota; Metazoa; Arthropoda; Insecta; Diptera; Stratiomyidae
Gene: Grx3
Product: glutaredoxin 3
Exons: 4
Coding region: 124-762 (212 amino acids)
Source: RefSeq, a predicted model, not a curated record